Mycena citricolor is the source of this 3560-nucleotide messenger RNA. The record is from the annotation of a GenBank genome assembly. Lineage: Eukaryota; Fungi; Basidiomycota; Agaricomycetes; Agaricales; Mycenaceae.
UGAGGCGGGUCAUUUCAUCUGGAUAAGCUCUGCCCACUGCUACGGCCAGCCCUCAUCCCCAUGGUCCUAUUGCACUGCUGCACGCUAGUACCGGAGGGUGAGGGCGCAAAUAUAUCUGCGGUCCGCUUCGCCGCGCCAAUACGCGUCGAUUUCCUGCGCAUCUAUCCCACGGGGACGCGUCCGUUCCCAGCCCAUUCUCCGAAUCUGAUCGCGUGCACGGAACCCAGUGCGUUCUCGCUCGACAUCCUGUUCAACGCCUUGCCGCGCACGCCGGAAGCCAAAGAGAAGCAGCGCGCGGCCAAUGCGCUGGUCCCGACGUCGCUCGCGUACGCCGGGGGCCUCGUCGACUUUUCCGUGGAUAUGGGGAUGGAGUACGCUACGCGUCUUAUGAUCGUCAAGGGCGCGUUCGAAAGUCUCACGCUGGCUCUCUAUGGAGAGAUUGCAUCGACUGAUAUGUCUGACGACUUGGUUCCCUACGACCCCCAACCUCUUCCCGAUCUUGUUCCCCUACCUCUCUCGUCGAGAGUCGACCCGGCGAACAUGGUCGAUCCAUGCACCGUUGCAAACCAACUGCUCUCCAUGAUCUCCGAGUGCCCUCUUCCACUGGUCGCGCGUCUCAUGUUCUGCUUGAAACCAUCGGACGAAGAUUGGGAUUCGCUCGAAUUCCCGCACCUCUACGCGGACCUCGACCUGGACAUGGUCGAUGACCUGGACGCUGUGCUGGACCGUAUGGCUAGGCCUAUCCGAGAUGGCUUGCCGAUGGACACUUUCAACGCUUUUGCCAUCCAAGUCAGCGGAAUGAUUGGUCCGAAGGUGGAACUCUUGUCUGCCAACCAAGCGUUCUCGAUCGCCAAGCUGCUCAGUAUCGCAGCUCCACAGGACUCUGGCCUGGUUCGCGCACUGUUGAAGCAUCUUGAGCUCGAAUCUAUCUUUGAUAUGGAGACCAUGAACGACCACUCGACACUUCAACGUCUCUGGGACGCGGUAGCCAACAUCGAAAUCACUCGGCAUCUGAACGUCGACUGGUUCCUCGAAGCCCUCGACCACAUACAACAAAACGGAAAUACCAAGAGAUACACCAGGGCGCUGGCUGGGAAAAUCCAACUCCGAAUGCAGCGUUGGAUUGCGUUUGAAGACGUCCUUCUCAAUCAGACAGGGGACCUGCGCGAGGCAGCAAAACUGCUUAGCGAUGUCAGUGAAGGGGAGCAGUCUAUGGCCAUUUGGCUCCAAAAUAUGCUCGAGCAUCCAAGCGUCGCACAUGCGCUGUCCCAGACGCCCCCGAAUGGCAGCCCGAGACUCAGCGCCGAGAUCGGCUCUCGGGAAGACCUGGUCAUGUGGACCCGGGCUUACAUGGGUGUGGGCAGUGUGCUAGCCGUGUGGGCAUGGGCGGACAGUCUCGGUAAGGAUGCCGCCGCUGAGCAGACACUCGCUACGAUCAAGCUCUGGCAAGACGUCGACGGGUACUCCCAAAUCGUCAAUCAGCUACUCCUACUGCGGCAGUUCCCAGGUCGUCUGGAAUGGGAGAUCUCGGACAGAGAGCCUCCGAGACAAUCAGGAAUCCUGGCGGAACAGAUCUUCGCGAGGCUGAUGGACGAGCCUGGCGCGAUAUUGCAUGACUCGCUCGUGGACACUGUCCUGAAGCUCGAGCAGCCGAUGAGCCACAUCUCGAAAGAGGAAUUGAUGACGAUGCGCCAUCUCGCCUUGCUGGUUGAUGGAGGUCUCCAGGCUGCUAUCAGAGAGCUUGUUGCGAAACCGUCUUUCCCCUGGCCCAUUGCCCGGCUACGCGUUAUCCGGCUGGCGCUUGUCAUCGUGAAACAGGAGCUGGAAGAUGGCGAUGACGGCGAGUGGCGCGUUCUGGAAGCGUUGUGGGCCGAAGAUGCUCAUGGCUUGGUUGGCCGUAUGGUCGAGCUAUACUUGGAUGUGACGGCAAAUCUGAGCUCGCACUUCACGCUUGCAGCAGCGCCUAUGGACCAAGCUCUCGUCAGCCAGCUCCUUUAUACCGCUGCAGACCUAGUCAGACUGAUCAUCGCGAAUCUGCCUGCGAUGACAAUCCCCGCCCGCGAGAUGAGGAUGCUGGUUUCUGGGAUUGCUGCCGUGUUCGCGUGUGCUGAAACCGCCGCGAAAACGCUCUCGCAAUGUGUGAAAGCGGCAGCGGAUGUGCGCCAGGCGUGCCUCGAGGCUAUCGACAAGCUUACUAUCGACGGGAUCGAGGCCGAGCCUCACCGUAAUGGCUCAGAAGUAGUCCUGCGCGAGCUUCUGGGGCAUGCUCACGCUGUUUUUGACAGCGGCCGAGAUCCUACCACCGAAAUGCGCCAACUUUUCGUUCUCAUCGACCGCGCACUUCCCAACUCGAACUGGACGAUGGUUCUUGUCGAGCUUGAAGCGUACUUCCCGCUGCUCGAUGCUGCGCACAAGAGCAAACUGUUUGCACGACUUGUCGAGUUGGACGGCGGAGAACUUGCCAUUGGGGAAUGGUUGCUGACGGGAGAGCUGAAGCAACUUCUGGUCUCGCUCGAGAGCGACGGUCGGGACCGUGUCAGAUUGCACUGGAUCUAUACCUGUCUCGACUUUCUGGCGACAAUCGCUCAUGGGAUGAGUGAGUGGAUGGCCGCUGCUGUGUCUUCCGACGACGAGCUGUCGAAGCUGCUUGCUCUGUGCCUGACUCAGAUGUUGGAUGCCCACCUCGUAUCCCCUGUGCUGAACCGCCUGAUCCGGUCCCUGACUGCUCGGGCCGCCCAGUUCCAGGACCCCGAACUCAAGUUUGCGAUUGUGCUGUGCAGUCUGCGCGCGUUCCAGCAUGAGCCCGCUGUGCUGCUGAGCGUGCUGCGAGAGCUUCCGUCGGAUCAACAUCAGCGCCAGCUGAUGCGACGCGAAAUCGGACUGACGCUGCUUGCGAUCUCUCGCGGCGACCCCAGUCCCAAGGCAGCGCAGACGACGUUGGAUGUCCUGACAUGGCUGACUGAGCAAGAUGACCCGAGUCUGCGGUUCUUGUCGAGCAUCUCGGCGUCGGCGCUGGUGCAGCUUUACGUCAAGCUCGCGCAGAAACUCGGCCCUUCGCCGCGCCUGAAUGCGAUCAAAUCGAAGGUGCAGGGGGACGAAGACGAGGCCAUGGUCGCGCAGCCCGUCGAGCUCCCCUCACAGCUCUCGCUCUCAUUGCGCGAGAUCGAGGAGCGUCUGAGGCCUGUCCCCGGCACGCCGAACCGCACGACGCCGACGCCGGAUAUCCUCGGGAUCACGUCGUCGCCGACCGGCCUGCUGCGCUCGCCGGCGGCUACGGGACUGACCAAGACGUAUGCCAACAAUGAUUUCCGACAGCUGCGACAGGCGGCAGGGUCUUUCCCGCGACUCAACACGAGCCGGCUGCCCAGUAUGCACGUCGAUGUAGGUACUCCCCGCGGUCCGACCUGAGCGUUGUUUUGCUGAUCGGUUCUUGUUUUAUCCUCUAUCUUAUACCAUCAAAAUUACAAUACUGGACCCCCGUGCGCGUGACGAAUGUUAGGAUUUUGAAAACGCGUCGUCGGCGUCCCCGACCACGGAGCCUUCCUCGAUCGCGGUCCCCG